AGAGAAAAAUGAAGAAAACCCGACUGGUUUCUCUGUUGGCCUUGGCAGUGUAAAUUUGUCGUUUGUCGGCGUCGAACCCUCAAGGAAAUUGGUGAAGAUUCCUUUGGUUUCCUCCAGCCGAUACUUUGUGAUUUGAUUUGUUCGCCUGCUAAAGAAACGAGAAUGACAACAAUGUUACACAGAAAAUUCUGGGCUGUAUUUUGUCUGUUAUUUUCACUCACUUGCAUCACUUCGGCUACCGAAAAAGCAGAAUUCAUCCCAAAUGAUGGCGAUGUGGAAGUGGUGGACGGCCGAGGAGGAAACUACAAAUUUAUCGAAGAAGAUGAAGUUAUUAUUCUAACAAGAGAAAACUUUCAUUAUUUCAUCAUGUCGAGACCAGCAGUCCUCGUCGAAUUCUAUGCCCCUUGGUGCGGACAUUGCAAAGACUUGGCUCCAGAAUAUUCCAAAGCUGCAGAAACGCUCAAGAAAGAAAAUAUUCCGCUAGCCAAAGUUGACGCAACAAAAGAAGGCGAAUUGGCAGUAGAAUUUAUGAUUACUGGUUACCCAAGCUUAAUUUUAUUCCGUGAUGGUAAGAAAACGGACCAGUAUCAAGGAGAACGCAACGCAUUCGGUAUCAUCGAUUACAUGAGGGAGAAAACUGAUCCUAACUGGAAACCCCCAUUGCCUCCGGUCAUCGAACUCACAUCAGAAAAUUUUGCGAAAACUAUCAACGAAGCCAAACUGAUCCUUGUACAGUUUUAUGCUCCCUAUUGCAGUCACUGCAAGCAGAUGCAACCUGAAUAUGAAGCGGCUGCCAGGUCGCUGUCAGAGUACGGCAUUCCGUUGGCCAAAGUCGACGGAACCGCCGAGAAGGCGUUGGCGGACAGUUUCCAGAUCACCGGAUAUCCGCAAAUGCGUGUCUUCCGCAAAGGACGCGUUUUCGAAUACAAAGGGCCGAGGGAGCACAGGGGAAUCGUUGAUCACAUGAAGGAACUUGCCCGUCCGGCCUCGAAAAUCGUCAGCUCGUUGGGAGAACUAAAGAGCGCGAUGGAUCGCACUGAAACGACUGUCGUGGGUUUCUUCUCAUCCAAGUCUACAUUGUACGAGGAAUUUAUGGCAGCUGCGGAAGAAAUGAGAGGAAUUUUGACUUGUCUCCACACAUUUGAGAAAGAAAUUUGGACCCACUACAAAGUCAUUCCCGAUACGAUCGUCGUUUACCAACCAGAAGUUUUCCAGUCUGAAUACGAGAAAUCUUCUCACGAAUUCCUUCAACUUAAAGCCGUAGGCAAUGCAAAUGAUAUUGUCAAUUUCGUCAAGGAGAAGAGCGUCCCGCUUGUGGGCCAGCGAACCAAACGGAACGAGGCGUUCAAAUACUCUACAAAGCCGUUGAUUGUCGUCUACUUCGAUGUCAACUUCGAUCACCAGUACGUCAAAGACACGCAAUUCAUCCGCAAGAAAGUUCUGGAGGUGGCCAAGAUAUUCCAGAAGAGCAACGCGAAAUUCGCCAUCAGCAACGAAGACGAGUACCUCGAGGAACUACGGGGGCUCAAUUUGGCUGACGUCAACGAGGAUAUCAAAGUGGCGGCGUUCGACGGCCAGAAGUUUAGGAUGGAGCCCAUGGACGAAUUUGAUCCGGAAGAGGUGAAGGAAUUCAUCGAUUUGCUAUCGAGUGGAAAAGGCACUCCGUACUACAAAUCGCAACCAGUGCCCAAGGUGCAAGAAGGCCCAGUUCUGACUGUCGUCGCCAAUUCGUUUGCCAAAGAGAUUCUCCAGUCUAAGAAAGACGUUCUGAUUGAAUUUUACGCUCCGUGGUGCGGUCACUGCAAGGCCCUGGAACCGGAAUACAAGAAACUCGCCAAAAAGAUGAAGAAAUCCAACCCCAAUUUGAUCUUGGCCAAGAUGGACGCGACAGCCAACGAUGUCCAUCCCAUUUUCGGUCAAAUCAAAGGCUACCCUUCGCUUUUCUUCUUGCCCGUCGCUCACAAACAAUCGCCAGUUCCGUACACGGGCGGCGAAUUCACGUACAAAGCGCUCAAGGCUUUCAUCGAUCAGCAGGCCAGUGUCAUUCUGACAGACGAAGAGCGAAUGGGUUUGCCCAGCUCAAACUCGGAGGAUUCACCGACAGAAUCUCCUGAAAAACACAAAACCGACGAGCUGUAGUGUUUGCUACAGCUAAUUUUACACGUUGUUGCGUUUCUAUUGAAGUUUGCUAUUGUUUCUAUCGCCCUGUUGUGUGCCUUGUGUUAUUUGAUUUAACUAUUUAAAAGUAUAUGUGUUCAAUUGUUUAUCGGGCUUGACGGAAAGCCAAAUAAAAAAUCAAAAUGAACAGCUAAA
Molecule: messenger RNA, 2313 nt
Organism: Daphnia pulex (common water flea)
Lineage: Eukaryota; Metazoa; Arthropoda; Branchiopoda; Diplostraca; Daphniidae
Product: probable protein disulfide-isomerase A4
Exons: 7
Coding region: 163-2139 (658 amino acids)
Biological process (GO): protein folding; response to endoplasmic reticulum stress
Cellular component (GO): endoplasmic reticulum; cell surface
Molecular function (GO): protein disulfide isomerase activity
Source: RefSeq, a predicted model, not a curated record